Peniophora sp. CBMAI 1063 is the source of this 1689-nucleotide messenger RNA. The record is from the annotation of a GenBank genome assembly. Lineage: Eukaryota; Fungi; Basidiomycota; Agaricomycetes; Russulales; Peniophoraceae.
AUGAGCAAGUCCCGGGUGCACACUAAUCAUCAUGCCUGUGCACGGCGUAGAUUCUACCAGACGGCCACUCUCAUCCGGUUCGACUACGUUCUAACCUAUGUUCUAUAUUAUGUUCGUGCCUACCGCACCAUCCACAACAGCGGGAUAAUCACGAUUGCGGCGGAGACGGGGUACCUUCGCGAGACUUUGCCUCUCACCGUCGCGACGACUCGAAAUAUCCUCAGGUUGGGUAGCAGGGAGCUGGCGUGGUUCGAGAGGGAUAGCGAGUCCAUUGAAACGGUUGUCGUCGCUUUUGUACGCCAUGCGUUGGUCGCUUUUCGUCCUGUUUGUGGCGUCGCUAGUCAGCGAUGCCUACUCGGAAUCCCACUCUGUGAGCUUCAUAAACAAUUGUGGUUCGGGAAUGCCGACACUCUUGAUAGGCCAAACGCUGUGGCGUACCUCGAUCAAGAUGGUUGCGCCGCUGGAGGCAGCGAGACCUGCAUGGAGAUCGAGUUCGGUCUCUCGAACAGUUCCCCUUCCUUUGUCGACAUUUUGUUGAUCCCACCCCAAACAUACCAAAAUGCGGCAUGCGUGUCGUUUUCGAAUGGAUGCGAUGGGGCUAGUUUGAGCUGCACGGAGCCUGGCUGUUCAGCGGCGUUCACAAGUCAGGACGACUCAGCCGGCGCCGGGACUGUCCUCAUGUGUGAGGAAGAGGAUGUCAACAUCGUCAUCACAUUCUGCGGCUGUGACACGGCUCCGGUGGAAUCAAGCGCUUCAGGCACCCUUAUCACUACCGGGACACCGAACAUCACGUCUACCACUGCUCAAGCAAUGACCCCCUCGUCCUCGACGUUGCUCGCCGACUCACCGCUCAAGAUGAUAUCGACUACUGCCAGCGACUCUUCUUGGACGACAACCUCCUCUACGUCUACGUCUACGUCCUCAUCUCCCGCUACUGCGAUCACUACUACGUCCAAAGCCCUCACCGCAACCUCCAGCGCACGCCCUUCUUCAAGCAAUGCUACGGGCAUUACCACGAUCACAAGCAGUCCCUCAUCUUCAGUUCAGGGAGUUCCCAGCGCCCCGUCCUCCACAUCCUCAAUCUCGAGCCCUUCAACAUCCAACCCGGAAUUUCCUGGCGUAGUAGGAGCGUCAAGAAAGUCGACCGACCAUUCAGCAGUAAUCGGUGGGGUGCUUGGCGGUGCCCUUGCUGCACUUACCCUCACUGUCGCGAUUUUCUUUUUCAUCCGCCGACGUCGUCGAGGACAAUAUGCUGAAACGAGCGGUCAGCGUGGCUCGGAGUUUUUCCCCAGAGAUUCAUCGCAAGUUCCCGUGGCGUACGGAAACGGCGAUCGCGCAACGACCUACGCCCCGAUCUCAAGUGCCGCAUCGCCCGUUAUGCACUCACCGCAUCCGUGGAUGACAUCGCCAGAAACCGUCAUGGACAUCCGAUCGACCUUCAUUAGUGACUACACUCGCACUGUAGAGAGCAACGCGGCAAGGACGUCGACCAUCUCGAGCAACAAUCCGUUCAAUCUGCCGCCUCUGACCAACAUUUCGUCGUUCUCCUUGCUCUCUCCUCCGGAGGAAGAAAGAGGGACCUCCUCAGCAGGAGGCUCGCUCGGGCAGCGUGUCCCAGUCACGGACCCAUUUGACCCAUUCAGUGACGCUCGAGCAGUAGACGAUCCUCCGCCUAGCUACAAGGGAUGA